UGUUUAUGCAACAGUCACCCUGAAGAAUAUUGGUCAACAGUGAGUAAACAGCACAACAAUACAAGAUACAUUUAGGGAAGUUAUUUACCGGCGAGAUUAGCGUGUAUCUCUGAUUUGACCAUUUGUCCCUGUAUUCAUGUUUUAAACCCAGGAACCUCCUAUGUGUGUAAUUGGAAAAUAAGGAUAUGUCUGCAGGUUGUGUGAGGUGGAUGCUGUGCCAUACAGUGAGAUCUAUCUGUGGUGGUAGCAGCUGUGGCUACAGGACACUAGCAUCAAGAUUCACCAUAUGCAGUCAAAGAUCCAACAUCAUUGCUUCCUCCUGGAGAUGGUCUCCAUUCUCCACUGCUGGAGACAACACAGAACAGACUGGCGCUCAAAACAAAAAAAAGCAAGAUCCCCGAGGACAUGUCACAAUCAGCGCAGUUGGCCGUAAGAUCCCACAGCGUGAGAUACAGGUGAUAAGUGAGACAGGAGAGAACCUGGGCACCAUGCACCGCGCAGAUGUGAUCAGAAUUAUGGACGAGCAGGGUCUCAAAUUGGUGCUGCUCAGUGAACGCAAAGAUCCUCCCGUCUACCGGCUAAUGAGCGGCAAACAGAUCCAUGAAGAGCAGCUGAAACUGCGGGAGAAGCAGAAAGCAAAAGCAGCCCCCGUGCAGGUGAAGGAGCUCACCUUUUCAUCCGGCAUCGCAGCUCAUGAUCUCUCAACCAAGAUGAAACAAGUGGAGAGCUGGCUGGAGAAGAAGAACCAUGUUAGAAUUACUUUGCGAUCAGGACGCGGCGGACCUGCAGGCAACCUGGACACAACUCUGGAGCAGAUAGUGCAACAAAUGGAGGUGAUGGUGGGAUUUGUUUCUAAGCCAAAAGCCAUACGGGACGGUCAAGCAGCCAUGUGCAUCCUCCGACCACCUUCAGCAAAAGAACUGUCUCAAAAAGGGAAGAACAUGGCUGCAGCUUCGCAGUCUGAUGACUCAGGUUCAAAUGCCACCGAGAGCAAAACAUCCCUCCCUCCUGUUAGCAACUCUGACACAACAGAAGGGUCUAUACAGCAGUGAUCCGAUGGAAAUUAAAUAUUCUUAU
Etheostoma cragini (Arkansas darter) is the source of this 1077-nucleotide messenger RNA. RefSeq names its product mitochondrial translational initiation factor 3 (gene mtif3). Gene Ontology annotation, molecular function: translation initiation factor activity; ribosome binding. Lineage: Eukaryota; Metazoa; Chordata; Actinopteri; Perciformes; Percidae. The record is from RefSeq and is a predicted model, not a curated record. Bases 186 to 1052 code for a protein of 288 amino acids. Gene Ontology annotation, cellular component: mitochondrion. Gene Ontology annotation, biological process: ribosome disassembly; mitochondrial translational initiation. The transcript has 4 exons.